UCACUAGCGUAGCAGCACACACGGAUUCCCCUUUUAGAAAAGCAACACGUCCACCACAGUUACACUUUUGUUAAAUACUGUAUGGAGGUAAAUAAUUAUAUUUUUUGGUGACACAGGAACUACUAACCCACCAGUGAGACAGUCGUCAUUUUCAAUUAAAUGUCAGGUACGGUUAGCAUUCGCAGCUAGCUGGAGUUAGCUAACUCGCAUUAGCUUGCUAACACCCGAAUUUGCAGGAGUUGAAGAGAACAGUGACGAAGAUGCCCCUGUUUGGAAACACGUUCAGUCCGAAGAAGAUCCCUCCUCGGAAAUCUGCCUCUCUGUCCAGCCUGCACACGUUGGAUCGGUCAACAAGGGAAGUGGAGCUGGGCCUUGAGUAUGGAUCUCCUAUGAUGAAUAUUGGAGGUCAGAGCUUGAAAUUUGAAGAUGGACAUUGGAUAGCAGAAAAUGGUGGAAGUGUAUCUAGUAAGGAAAUGCAGCGGCUGAAGAAAAGAAAUCUACAGCUGGAGGAGGAGAACAACCUUCUGAAGCUGAAAAUUGAAAUAUUGUUUGACAUGUUGUCAGAGACGACAGCAGAGUCCCACCUGCUGGAGAAAGAGCUGGAGGAGGUGAAGAACCAUCAUCGCAGGAAAAAAUAACGUGUGUAAUGUGAUGCUCUCUACAUAGGAAAAGUUCCAUACGGCAUCAGCCUUUUAUACAUUCACAAGAGGAUGAGUUUUGACUGAAGAUGAGUUUUAACUUUUUUUGUUUGCAAGUACAAAGAAAGAUGAAGUCUAUAUCUGUGCUACAAGGCAAGGACCCCAUACAUUGUGAGUAGCGUUAUAGGUCACAGUCCUCCUUGCAUUAAAGAAAAAACAAAGAAUAAACUCGAAUCAGUUUUGUAUGCAUUGUAAAUUUGUAAAUUGUUCUUGUAUAGACCCAAAAGGACAGUGGAAAUUAUAUAAUGAUGAUUUAUGUUUUCCACACCUUUAUUUUUGUUUGGCAAGUUUGGACUGUUACAUUGUAAGAUUAUUUUGUAUUUCUUUUCUAUGGUAAUAAAAUGUUGAAUCCAUAUAAAAAA
This is a messenger RNA of Myripristis murdjan (pinecone soldierfish), 1060 nucleotides long. RefSeq names its product chibby 1, beta catenin antagonist (gene cby1). The transcript is spliced from 5 exons. NCBI's taxonomy places the organism in Eukaryota, Metazoa, Chordata, Actinopteri, Holocentriformes, Holocentridae. The record is from RefSeq and is a predicted model, not a curated record. Bases 261 to 638 code for a protein of 125 amino acids.